UUCUUGGAGGUGGAAGUUCCAUAGGCCAUUUGUAUGUGAGAUAGAACUUUAUAGAACCUAUGCGUGUGAGACAGAGCUAUAUAGACCAUGUACGUAUGGGACAGAACUUUGUAGGCCCUGUGUGAGACAGAACUUCAUACAUCUUGUACGUGUGUGAGACAUGAAGAUGUUGCCAGGAGUAGCCUCUUGUGGCGUCAGGAGGGCCAGAAUGAGACCAUAAAGCCUUGUUCUACCUGGUGUAGGGGCUUAACUUGGGUGAUUUAAUGAAUAUCUGUAAGGAAGGAAGGUGUUGUGUAGCUAUGGGGCCUGCAGGGUGUGUGUACGGUACGGGUCGGGCGCCAUUAGUCCCCGUGGGCGCCGUGGUCCGCUGGUGGCGCGCGCCGCGGCGAGCGUGUGUUAAGGACCGCCAUGAUUGUGUUGCGGUUCCCAGUCCCCUGAUGCAGUGUUUUUCCUCCAAAUAUUUCUUUGUGUGUAUUGCCAAGUCGAAAGCAGCACCAUGGGCACAUCGUAGGUGGUGCCCCCCACGUUCUGCGGAGGGCUGCGGCCCGCCAGGCCCCCGUGCGGCGCGGGAUGAGGCGCUGUGAGUGAGGCGGGCUGCUGCUGGACUGUGCCGCCAACAUGAGCAAGUUUCGGGCGAGGCAGCUCGAUGCCUCCAAGCCCAUCCCCGUGUAUAUGCAAGAGGAUAUUCCGGACUUUGCCGAGUUCAAUGCAAUCAACAGGACGGUGCCGCAGAUGCCCACGGGCAUGGAGAAGGAGGAGGAGACGGAACAUCACCUGCAGCAGGCCAUCUUCCAUCAACGUGUUAUUCCGGUGCCUGAGGUGUUUGACUGGGGUGCCGAAGAUUCCUCCGUCCUUGACAGAAUGUACCCUCCUAACUACAAGGCGCCUCGACAGCUGAUCCACAUCCACCCGUUCUCAGCGGAGCAAGACAUACCCGAGUAUGACAUGGACUCUGAGGACGAGGAGUGGGUCAACCAACAUGCAGCCAAAGGAGAGGUACCGCUCACCAACCUCCAGUUUGAGGAAAUGAUGGACCGCUUGGAAAAGGCCUCGGGGUUGAAAGCUGUCACCCUACAGGAGGCCAAGGUGCUUUUGAAGGACGAUGACGACCUCAUCAUCGCCGUCUACGACUACUGGCUCAACAAGCGGCUCAGACUGGCUCAUGCUCUCAUACCACAGGUGAAGACUGAGAAAGGCUCUGGCUCCAACUCCAGCGACCCCUAUGUGGCGUUUCGGAAAAGAACGGAGAAGAUGCAGACCAGGAAGAACCGCAAGAAUGACGAAUCCAGUUACGAGAAGAUGCUCAAGCUUAGAAGAGAUCUGUCCAGAGCGGUGACCUUGCUGGAGAUGGUCAAGAGAAGAGAGAAGGCCAAGAGGGAAUACCUGAACCUGAACAUUGAGGUGUUUGAGAGAAGGUACGAGGUGCAAGACUUCUCUGGGGCACUGCUCGCGGAGGUCAGCGCGCUACGAACCCAGCGGCCGGCCUUCGCCCCCUUGUUCUCCAACCACCAACUCUCAUCAGGAACCACUUCGGCGAGUGCUGCGGCUAGUGGCUCGUGGCUGAAGGUCGCCCCCACGUCACAUUCCAGCAAAGUGAGUAGGAAAAGAGAGGAUGGCAAGAGAGACAGAAGAGCAUACAAGAAGCGCGCCAGAAGACACCACGGUCAGAUAUCCUCUUCAGCGUCAUCCACCCCUCCCACACCCCAGCUCACCCCCACAUACAAUCAUCCGCCUGACCCCUACACCAUAGCAGCUGCGUAUCCACAGGACUCCAUGGGCUACGCGCCUCCCAGUUCUGAGGACGAAGUUGCAUCUCCCUCACAAUCAGAAACAGAGGAGGAAAAUGAACCCGAUGGUGUCUUUACCUUUAGAAGGAAAAAAUAUACCAAUUACCACGCUCCUCGAGAUGGCAACUGGCCCUGGGUACCUCCUGACGAAGGUGGCGGUGGUGACCCAAGGUUUAGGUUUUCCCUCACCUCCCUGUCAUAUCCUACUCGUCGAUGUGUUGGGUUUGCUCGCCGCAGACGUGGUAGAGGAGGCAGAAUGUGGCUAGACAGAUUAAAUUCCCCUCUUGACGAUCUGUUGAUGAAGACGGAUUUCAGAGAUGUGGGUCCAAACGGCCUCACAGCGACGAACGAUUUCCUCCAUGAGGUUAAAACAGAAUGGCCACACUUCUGUCCGAGCUCUCCCCCCGAGGACAAUGACACAGAUGUUGAAAUCGAUGUGGAGACGGUUGGAGUUCCUGUCACCCUCACGCCUGAUGUCAACCUCAACUCUGCCUCGUCCCCAGAGGAACUCAAUCUGGCAACUGCGCUGCCGUCCUCUGUUUUCAUCUCAGCAGAAGUUCUGGAAGGCUACGCUGCCGGAAACAUUACCGAACUAGAAGUGUCCAUACCAUCGGACCUUGACACUUUACUCAACAGUGACCCAGGAGUGCUACUUGAGGAGAACCUGGAAGUGGAUCUAGUGACUGAAAACAGCAAUGGAACCAGAAGUGGCAGUGGUGGUGGUGGUGGUAGUGGCAGUGGCAGUGGCAGUGGUGGUGGUAGUGGGGCAACUGAUGGUUCUAAUCCAAGUGGUGGUGUGACUUUGGAUGAUCUCUCCAAUAGCGAAUGGGCAUCAAAUUUUAGCAGUACAAGUGAUAGACUACAGCAACAUUCCGUAGAUUUCACCACCCAACCCACAUCCAAGUUUGUGACGCUAGACUCAACUAACACGCUUCCCUUGGCAGUAUCGGGGCUUCAACUUAGUACAAGCAAUGUGACGGGUGAUGAGAUUCAUUCUUCCACAUUUCCUUCAUCCUCAUCAUCAUGUGCAACAUCAUCAUCCCUAACAUCCACAUCCUCCUCUUCCUCCACGUCUUUACCUACUUCCUCAGCAACUAGUCUAAGUAACAGCUUACUGUGUGCCUCCUCCAAUGCUAUAAGUGACAAGGGUGGCAGCGAAUGUUCAAACAGUGACGGUAGCAAAGUGAAAACAUCUGCACACCAAGAAUCUUCGUCAGCUGAUGCUUUGAGUGUAUCCAGUGGACUCUUAUUAUCUAAUAAUAAAAAUAAUGGUAGCAACGUCAUAAGUAGUGCGACCACAAAUAAUUUGGUGUCUCAAAAGUUCUUUGGAUCAACCACCCGGACAAAUGACAGCUUACCAAAUAGUGAAAGCAACAGCAGUGCAACAGUCUUAACAAAUGGACCAAGCAAUUCUUUUGACGGCUCAAAAUGUGCUAAAGUGGAUCAUUAUAUGUUUCAUGAAACUUGAACAUUAUCCUAAAUUUAACAUUGACCAGAUUUUUUUUCCAAUUUAUCUCAUGUCUAACUUAUUUUUAUACCGAAUGCACAAGGAAAUAAUAAGAUGUGUUGAUUAUUCCAUGUCUCUUUGUGUUUCAUUCUCAAUCCUCCUCAAAUUACAGCAGAUAAAAAUUCAAACAUAAUGGGAUGAAAUUCACUCCUUUCUUGCCAUUCCCAUUGCUUUAAUUGAUGUCCUGAUAUUAUUUGCUCAAGGCCAGGAAACUGUAUAGCUAAAAAGUACAAAUAAAUGGAUAACUGUU
Molecule: messenger RNA, 3544 nt
Organism: Eriocheir sinensis (Chinese mitten crab)
Lineage: Eukaryota; Metazoa; Arthropoda; Malacostraca; Decapoda; Varunidae
Gene: E(Pc)
Product: enhancer of polycomb homolog 1-like
Exons: 11
Coding region: 619-3255 (878 amino acids)
Biological process (GO): regulation of transcription by RNA polymerase II
Cellular component (GO): piccolo histone acetyltransferase complex
Source: RefSeq, a predicted model, not a curated record